UAUAUGAAAUAAUAUCAAUUCGAUUAACACAUCAUAACUAGUAGAUGUGAGAAAAAUAACUAAUUGAGGAUUUAUCGGAAACCGAUUGAGUGCAAACGUUUACGAAAAAUGCAAAUUAUGUUUGGAACAAUUUUAUGUAUUUUAUUGAAAGGUUUAAUACUGACAAAAGCAACUAUUACGCCGAAGGAUUAUAUCACUUCAAAUAGCCUCCGGGAAGAAAAUGUUUACAUGUAUCCGGAUUUAAAUUUCACGCAGGAUAUUUCAAUGUCCGAGAAAAGUGAUCAUCAUAUACUUAAUUUCAAAUCUGAAAGGAGUUAUUCUGAUAGUAUGACUGUGAGAAAAGAACGAGAAUUCGAGGUUGAGGUUGCAUUUGCAAAUAUUUCUAUCACCCCAGAAUCUAUCGAAAGCAAGCCAACAUCUCUCAGAGCAUUUGUACAAUCCGACAGUCAAUUUACAGAAAAAGUAAACGACAUUUUUGUGACAUUGAGAUGGAACCAACCUGAAUUUACCGAUGAAAUAAUACAGGGAUACACAGUGCAAUGUUUUUUCAUUGAGGACUUAAAAGAGAUUCAAAUCUGCGAUGAUAAAAAUAUCACAACUAUAAAAUUGGAGCACACGGUGCAUAAUUUAACAUCUAACACGACAUAUUAUUUUCGAGUACGUGCGCAUACUAAAAUUGUUGCUGGUCCUUACACGGAUUUAAUCAAUGUGUCGACUACGCAUGAAAAUCCAAUACCUAAAUUUUUACUCAGAACUGAUCUAGAUAUGAAAAUAUUGGACGUGGAUUUAAGAAUUAAUAAUACCUUAAUAUCAGGAUCAGUAACCUAUGUCGCCUAUUCGAUACAGGAACAUAGAAUUUAUUGGCUAACAGAAAGAGACCUAAUGACAUUGAAGAUUAAUGAAAAUAAUAUCACAAAAAUAGCUAGCUUUGAUAAUUAUGCAUAUAGUCUCAGCAUUGACUGGGUAGCAAGAAAUCUAUAUAUAGCCUAUAUAAAAGACUACUCUUAUAUUAUAAAGUUCGACUUAACAAUGUGGGAAAAUGGCAUAAUUAAAUUUGAUGAGAUUUACAAAUCAAAAAAUGAUAUUCUCCGUUUAAGUGUAUCACCGUCUAUGGGAAUUUUAUAUAUUCACGAAUCAUACAAAUUGAUAAAUAAAAAAUAUCGUAUGAGGAAGUUUCAUCGAAUGAUGAAGUAUCAUCUGGAUGGAAAAGUCGAGCAAAUUGUUCAGAUAAAUAAAUGCCUAUUUGAUUAUAUUAUAGAUUAUAUUCCAGAUCCUUUUCAUAAUAUGAUAAUUGAUAAUAUGAAUAAUGAGGUGCCGUUAAUUUACUGGUUAAGUAAUGAUUACACAUUUGUGACAGACAUUAACAUUUCUAUGUGCAAUACGAUUUUAUACAAGGAAAACAUAAGUGAUAUCACCUCCAGUUUCAAAUCUAUGACGAUUGACAAAAAAAACAUUUACAUUUUAACAAGUGAUUAUUGGGAUGAAUUUUCUCUCUAUGUUUUGAAAAAGAAAUAUGCAAGUCUCAAGAGCGUAAAUGCAGCCGAAUAUGUUGAAAAGAUAAUAAUAAGCUCACAUAAAUUGGUUCGUGAAAUUCACGCUUUUGAUAAAUCUCUACAACCAUAUCCUCCAAUGAGAUGCCUGACACCUGACGAGAAAGUUUAUAAUUUUGAGAAUGUGAAUGCAACACCAAACAGCAUCAUUGUGAAUCUUCCGGAACCGGUUGUAAAGAAUGGAUGCAAAAAAUAUAAUUUACCAACUACUAUAUAUACUAUCUCUGUAAGCUGUUUAGACAACAAUCUCAACAAGUCUGAGAAAUUCAAUGUGCUACGAUAUGUGACAUUCGAGCGAUAUUACGAGAUUCAGAACUUAACAUCGUGUACAGAGUACCAGUUGAAGUUUACUUUAAGCAAUUUUUACUUUGAUCAAUUAUCAAUAAAUCCAUUUGAUUCGAAUGUGAUACCAAUAAAAACUAAUUCCGAUAUUGCGAGCACUCCUGGAAUAAUAGCGAAAGAAUAUUACUUAUUAUUCAUGUUAAGUUUUAUCGUUAUAGUUACUAUAAUCUGCAUCUGCUACAUUAAUUAUUUAUAUCGUCAACGCAAAGAUAAUAAUGAACAAUUUUUGACUUCAACAACGGCCGAUGUAGAAUUGGCGAUUCUACAUGAAGUACCUUGCCGAAACACUCAAGUCAAUAUGAUUUACAGUCGUGUGUCUAUAUUUCAUUAUAACCCGGACGAAUAUGCGAUAACUAAAAUCGCACGAAAUCAAAUUACAUUCACAAAACAUCUUGGUAGCGGCGCAUUCGGAAUGGUGUAUCAAGGAAAGGUGAAGGAUUUAGAAAAAUCGGGCAUAGAGAUGUCCGUUGCAAUAAAAACGCUUCGAAAAGAUGCUACUCCCCGUGAGAAAGAGAAAUUCUUAAAGGAAGCCAAGCUUAUGAAUCAUUUUCAACACAAACAUAUAUUAAGAUUGUUGGCCGUUUGUUUAGAUGGAGAUUCUCCGUUGCUAGUGUUGGAAUUGAUGGAAACUGGAGAUCUGUUAAAAUAUUUGAGAGAAUGUCGAAAUUUGCAAGCGUCAGAUUCGCUUGCUCUGCGUUUGCAAGAUUUGCUCGCUAUAUGCGAAGAUGUUGCGCGAGGUUGUUGCUACUUGGAAGAGUUGCGUUUCGUACAUAGAGAUCUAGCGUGUCGCAAUUGUUUAGUAUCUUCGAGGAAUCGAGAGAAUCGUGUCAUCAAAAUUGGAGACUUUGGACUAGCUAGAGAUAUCUACAAGGAUGAUUAUUAUCGCGUGAAAGGAGAAGAUUUGUUUCCUAUUCGCUGGAUGGCACCCGAAUCUUUGAUAAUGGGAAUAUUUACUUCUCAAAGCGAUGUUUGGUCAUUUGGAAUAUUAAUGUGGGAAAUUACAUCGUUGGGUGAGCAACCUUAUAGUGCCAAGACUAAUGAAGAAGUGAUAAAUUAUGUACGUGAUGGAGGCAGGUUGCCGAUGACUCUUAACUGUCCGUCACCAUUGUACCAGUUGAUGCUACGUUGCUGGAGUGCAGCGGAUGCGAGACCAAAUUUCAAAUUUUGUCUAGAAAAUAUUACAGCAUUAAGAAAGAACAUGGAAGAUGCCUUACUGAGUCCAGUCGAUACUAUUUAGCCGAUAUAAUUAAAUUAAUAAUUAUCUUA
This is a messenger RNA of Camponotus floridanus (Florida carpenter ant), 3158 nucleotides long. Its product is annotated as proto-oncogene tyrosine-protein kinase ROS-like. Bases 109 to 3129 code for a protein of 1006 amino acids. The record is from RefSeq and is a predicted model, not a curated record. Gene Ontology annotation, biological process: cell surface receptor protein tyrosine kinase signaling pathway; protein phosphorylation; multicellular organism development. The transcript has 10 exons. Lineage: Eukaryota; Metazoa; Arthropoda; Insecta; Hymenoptera; Formicidae. Gene Ontology annotation, molecular function: ATP binding; protein binding; transmembrane receptor protein tyrosine kinase activity. Gene Ontology annotation, cellular component: membrane; signaling receptor complex.